Hyphopichia burtonii NRRL Y-1933 is the source of this 1339-nucleotide messenger RNA. RefSeq lists its product as uncharacterized. Lineage: Eukaryota; Fungi; Ascomycota; Pichiomycetes; Serinales; Debaryomycetaceae. The coding region runs from base 16 to 1221 and encodes 401 amino acids. The record is from RefSeq and is a predicted model, not a curated record. The transcript has a single exon.
UUUCACCAGUGACUGAUGAACUUGUUUGGUAUGAUAGGUGGUCCGAGUCCACCUUCCACAGCCAGUAUCCCCCUGUUUGAACAGGGCGAGAAAAAAGACUCUACCGAUUUGCAGAUAAGAUCAUUAGUUUAUCUAUAUAAAAGGCUCCGAAUUUGUAAAUUAGCGUCUUUUUUAAAAGAUGGGAGAUUGAAAUAUGUGGAUGGAGAGGAGGAUGAAGACAAUCUGUAUUUUAAGAAGCUUGAUGUGUUGUAUAAUACUGAAGGGUUCAAGAAGAAACUUGUUGAAGAGAAUUAUCGGAUCACCAUUGAUUUUACAAAGAAUAAAUUUCGGUCGUUUUGCAUUUUGAGUGAAUACCCAAGUGAAAGUCUAACCAGACCAUCUUCUCCCGUGAAGGGGCAGUCUGUGAACGAGGAGUUCAGUGAAGGGUACCCCGUACUAAAAGAUCAUAAAGAGAAAAAGAGUAAAGGAUUCAAGUUUGUUUAUUUACCAUUACAGAUAAGAAUGAAUGAUUUGACUAGCAUACUUGCCAACUCAGAUAUAUAUAUCGAGCAUUUCUCAAUGUUCUCUUUGGAGGAGCGAUAUACGAAGGCUUUCAAAGCGGUGAAGCUGGUGAUUGAUAGUGAUCGAUAUGAUAAUGAUAAAGUCGUCAAUCUAACGUUAGAUGAAAAAGAGUUGAUCAUUAGAAACUAUUUGACCAGUGUUGCAUUUGCAAUACAAGUCAAACGUAUAUACCUGGAGUAUAUGAAGAAUGCAUUGAAAUCGAAUGAAUCAAAAAAGGAGCCAGCAUCGCCAAAAAAGCUAAGUUCGAAACCUUCAAUUUCCAAUAUAUCCAGCACUUCCCCUAUUAAAUUGAGUUCAAAACCAUCAAUUACAAACUUAUCGAAUGAUUUGAAUAAAUUAUCGGUGGGAGCAACUCCCAAAUUGAAAUCAAAACCCUCAAUUUCCAAGUUAAAACUUGAAGAGUUAUAUAACCCAGUCGCAGCUCCUCCAAAGUCUCCCACAAAAUCUAGACCAUCGAGACCAUCUUCACCCACAAAAUCCCCAACUAAGUCUUCAAGCAAGUCUACGAGUAAAUCAGCUUCGAAAACAUCCAGCGAAACCUCUUCAUCCUCUGUUGAUUCAGACUUGAUGAAAAAAUGUGAAUGGGCCGUUUCUGACAAGCUCGCAAAGGAAUCGGUUAAACUUCAGCCCAAAGUUUGUCAAGGUCCAAGGGAGACGUAGGGUAAUAAUUGGCUUGGGGUAUAUGGCCAUCGGUGAAAACGUAAUCUUUUAGAAUGUCAUCAUUAGAAAUGGAAUUUUCAAAAUUAAUCAAGACUGGCUUUGCAUAUUUUGCAGUGUC